Molecule: messenger RNA, 1392 nt
Organism: Coccinella septempunctata (seven-spotted ladybird)
Lineage: Eukaryota; Metazoa; Arthropoda; Insecta; Coleoptera; Coccinellidae
Product: zinc finger CCCH domain-containing protein 15 homolog
Exons: 6
Coding region: 79-1263 (394 amino acids)
Biological process (GO): cytoplasmic translation
Cellular component (GO): cytosol
Molecular function (GO): mRNA binding; metal ion binding
Source: RefSeq, a predicted model, not a curated record
UUCAAGGUAAAAGGUAAUUGAGUUUUUGUGUGGUCUGAGAAAGGUACUAUAUUCAAACAAGACUUUGAAUUUUUCAACAUGCCACCUAAAGCAAAACCAGGAGCACCCAGCAAGAAAACUGAGACAAAAAAGAAAGAGAAAGUCAUAGAAGAUAAAACGUUUGGCUUGAAAAACAAAAAAGGUGCUAAACAACAAAAGUUUAUUGCGCAAGUUGAAAAGCAGGUUAAGUCAGGAGGUAUACAUCCUAACAAAGAACUUGAUCCAAAGAAAUUGGAGAAAGAAAAGAAAUUGAAGGAGCAAAAAGAAUUAGCUUUGCUUUUCAAGCCGGUACAAACACAAAAGGUUGAAAAGGGUGCGGAUCCAAAGUCUGUGGUAUGUGCAUUCUUCAAGCAGGGACAAUGUGGAAAAGGUGAUAAAUGUAAGUUUUCUCAUGACUUGACUAUUGAAAGGAAAGCUGAGAAACGAUCCCUUUAUGUGGAUAUGAGAGAUGAUGAUGAAGAUGAUACCAUGGAAAACUGGGAUGUAGAUAAACUAAAGGAAGUUAUUGAGAAGAAACAUGGUAAAAAUAGUGGCAAAAUGCCAACAACUGAUAUUAUUUGCAAACAUUUCAUAGACGCUGUUGAGAAAUCUAAAUAUGGGUGGUUUUGGUCUUGCCCUUCUGGUGAAAAUUGUAUUUAUCGACAUGCAUUGCCUCCUGGUUUUGCUUUGAAAAAGGAUAAGAAGAAAGAUGAAAAAAAGAACGAGAUAACCCUCGAGGAACUAAUUGAGAGAGAAAGAGCAGCUCUUGGUCCUGCCCAAACUAAGGUCACCCUUGAAUCAUUUCUUGCUUGGAAAAAAAGGAAAAUUCAGGAAAAGAAAGACAAUCUCAAAAAAGACCAAGAAAAGAAGAGAAAUGAUUAUAAAGCUGGUAGGCAGGUUGGUCUAUCAGGAAGGGAAAUGUUUAGUUUCAACCCAGAUAUGGCUAAAGAGAAUGAUAUGGAAGAUGGGGAUGAAGCAUUUGAUUCUUAUACUAGAGAAGAAGAAGAAGAUGAAGUAGAAUAUAAAGAAAUUGAUUUCAAUUUGUUACAUGAGGAGGCUCAAGAGGUUGAUGGUAGUGGAACAAUUGCAGCUGAGGAUCGACUGAAACAACCCAGUACAAGUGAAAUAUCAGACAAUUCAAGUUCCAAAGAAGCAGGGGCUAUACCUAUUAAUGAAAAUUUGUUCCUUGAGGAAGACCUAGAUGCUUUAGAUGAAGAGUUGAAAGAUCUUGAUAUAGAUGAUUGAAAUAAGGAGCUUUAGAGGCUUCUUCGGAUGUUUUUUGUACCAGGAACCCUUGAUUGACUGUAAAUACUGAAAUCAUCAAUUUGAAAUUUGUUGGCAGAUUUAACUCUAUGUAAUAAAUAAUUUCCUUUA